Messenger RNA from Megalops cyprinoides (Indo-Pacific tarpon), 5207 nucleotides. RefSeq names its product F-box/LRR-repeat protein 16-like. Lineage: Eukaryota; Metazoa; Chordata; Actinopteri; Elopiformes; Megalopidae. Gene Ontology annotation, molecular function: protein binding. Gene Ontology annotation, biological process: SCF-dependent proteasomal ubiquitin-dependent protein catabolic process. Gene Ontology annotation, cellular component: SCF ubiquitin ligase complex. The coding region runs from base 322 to 1785 and encodes 487 amino acids. The transcript is spliced from 6 exons. The record is from RefSeq and is a predicted model, not a curated record.
UUAAGUCCUUUCGGGGAUCAGUUAGUGAUACAAAUUCAUUACCGGUGUUAACUGCUGAAAACCAGGAACAGUGGACAUUUCGUGACAUACAUAUUUUUAUUAUUUAUUGAUUUUUUCCCUUCUUUUUUGUUCUUGCUUCCUCGUUAUUCUUCACUUCAAUGUCUUCCGUUGGAUGGUAGCCACCGAACAUCCAGAAUACCAUCUCCUCUGCGAUUCCUGAUGGAUGCUUAUAACAUGGCGAUUUGUAAUCGACCUCAGGACAGGAGAUAAAUACAUGCUGAACGCUCACCGGAAACUAUUGGGGUAUCGUUGAAGCUUUAAAUGCCGAUGAUGUCUGCUCCCAACGACCUCAAGUCCUCCUGUGUGCCGAGGAAUGGCAUGGUGAAGUUGCCCCCUCAGCCCAAUGGCCUAGGCUCCGCCAGCAUUACCAAAGGGACUCCAGCUGCCAAGAACCGCCUGUGCCAGUCAUCCUCUGUGCCCACCAUCCUGCUCCCCCCAAGCCUGCCAUACCACAUGGAGCCCCUCCCUACGGCUGCUUCUUUGUUAGGGUCUGAUCUGGAUACUGGAUCCCCCACCUCUGAUCUCCCCCCUCUCCAAAAGCUCUCCAAGCCCUCCCUGGAGAGACAGCUGGUACUGGAUGAGAAGGUGUUGAACCGCCUGCUGUGGUACUUCACCACUGCCGAAAAGUGCAUUCUGGCCCAGGUAUGCAAGACCUGGCGGAAGGUGCUGUACCAGCCCAAGUUCUGGGAUGGUGUGACACCCAUUCUCCAUGCCAAGGAACUGUAUGCCACUCUGCCCAAUGGCGAGAAGGAGUUUGUCAGCCUGCAGGCCUUUGCACUGAGAGGGUUCCAUGCCUUCUGCCUGGUGGGUGUCUCCGACUUAGACAUUUGUGAGUUCAUCGACAACUACCCCCUAUCCAAGAAGGGCGUGAAGUCUGUCAGUCUAAAAAGAUCCACCAUCACAGAUGCAGGAUUGGAGGUGAUGUUGGAGCAGAUGCAGGGCCUGAUGCACCUGGAGCUCUCGGGGUGUAACGACUUCACCGAGGCGGGGCUGUGGUCCAGCCUCAACGCGCGGCUCACCUCCCUGAGCGUCAGCGACUGCAUCAAUGUGGCCGACGACGCCAUCGCCGCCAUCUCCCAGCUGCUGCCCAACCUGUCGGAGCUUAGCCUGCAGGCCUAUCACGUGACCGACACGGCCAUGGCCUACUUCACCGCCAAGCAGGGCUACACCACCCACACGCUGCGCCUGCACUCCUGCUGGGAGAUCACCAACCACGGCGUGGUCAACAUGGUGCACAGCCUGCCCAACCUCACCGCCCUCAGCCUCUCGGGCUGCUCCAAGAUCACCGACGACGGCGUGGAGCUGGUGGCCGAGAACUUGCGCAAGCUCCGCAGCCUGGACCUGUCCUGGUGCCCGCGCAUCACCGACAUGGCGCUCGAGUACAUCGCCUGCGACCUCCACAAGCUGGAGGAGCUGGUGCUGGACCGGUGUGUGCGCAUCACUGAUACGGGGCUGGGCUACCUGUCCACCAUGUCCUCUCUGCGUAGUCUCUACCUGAGGUGGUGUUGCCAGGUGCAAGACUUUGGCUUACAGCACCUUUUCAGCAUGAAGAGCUUGCGCCUUCUGUCUCUUGCAGGCUGCCCCCUGCUGACCACCACGGGCCUCUCUGGCUUGAUUCAGCUUCAAGACUUGGAGGAACUGGAACUGACCAACUGUCCGGGGGCCACCGCUGAACUCUUCAAGUACUAUUCUCAGCACCUGCCUCAUUGCAUGGUCAUCGAGUAGUGAGGGGGGAGGGAAGACAGAGCACUGCGCCACAACACCAAAACCUUCUCCUUCAGUCGAUAAAAAAAAUAGAAAGCCGACCAAACCAACAUUAUCCCGAGCCUGAGGGGGACAGGAAAAGGGAACACGGAUAAGGAAAAGAUGGAAGAGGAAAAGCAAAAGAAAUGCUGGGACAUACAAAUUAGAGGGUCGUGACUGACUGACCUGUACAAAAAGGGGAAAGCCUAAGAUGAAAGACACUUCAGAGGAAAAGAAUUCUGUCAAAUCAAACACCGUUCAACACCAUCACCCACACAUACAUACACUUGCACACACACACAAACAGCGUAUGAAAUGCGGAAGCCCGACAGACAAUGAAACUUAGCUUCGGUGUGACAUCAUUCCGUGUUUUUUCAACUAAUAAAAAAGCGUGUACAGGCUCCUCUGAUAUCGCCCCAUUCUGGCAGCUGGAGAACAGAGAAAGAGGGGUGAGUUCAGGAGAAUGGCGGCACCCAACCUCUCACACUCUUCAAGAUGCCGAUACCCCCAUCCUCAUGUCUGUGUCUUAAGAAAAAAAGGAAAAAAAGCUAAUUCGAUUUUUUUGUCCAAGCUGCACGCUUACUCGCUUGUUGUCAUGCAUUUUUUUUAAUAUUAUUUUUCUAAAUAUAAUUUUUUGAUUAACAGGAUAAAUCUAAAAAAAACAUUUGUGGUAAGCAAUCAAGUAUAGGAUUUUCUGGAGGAAAGAGACCCCUCCACAAAUGAACAAGGUUGAGUGCAGAAAAAAUGCGCAGUGGUUUGAACAGCACUGCCGUUGUGCAGGGGUCAGAGGUCGACCCAGACACGAAGCUUGCGGCCUGGAGAUGAAGCCUUCGGGAUGGACGCUGGGCUGUUUUGAGGGGAAGGGGAAAUUAGAGGUGGAGUAACUUACUACUUUCUCUUACUUGUGGUCAUGAGGGACUUUGCUGUGUAAAUGUUGAAUAACACGCCCAGCUUGGCCUUUACAAAUGACACCAAUCUCUUUCCGUUUUGGAAGUCAUAUAAUAUUAGUGGCUUGUGUGCAGGUUUGAGUGUUCAGCUAGAGGUGAAACUGCAAUCCAUUUCCUCUGGUCUCUGUGGUUGCCAGUGCUGCCCAGUGUGGGAGACAGGUGAAACACUCCAAAGGACAGAAGUUGCAUGUAAUAUUUGUUAUUUCUGAUCUGGCCAAAUGUUCAUACAGUACAUACAAUAACAUAACACAUUAGUUGUGCUAGAGCACCUCAGAGUGAAUGAGGUAACUACUGUUUCAGGAAUGGAAGCACACACUGUCAGCCAUAUUGUGCAAGACCAUAUGCAAAAUUAUACCAUUGCAUUGCAUUGCAUUGUAAUAUGUAAUUAAAAAUAACUUACGUAACGAUACAUUUACAAAUACUGUAUACAGAUGUACAUUGAUGGAUGGGAGUGGACUAUUUGAAAUUGAUUUUGAAGAAUUGCAGAAUAUAUUAGCCUAGACCAUUUUCAAGAGACAAGAGUUAUGGAGGGAAUCCGCUAAGUCUGUUGAGCACUGGCUCAACACCACCUUAGAUGUAAUGAAGGGGCAUUUUUCCCACCCCAGGCCUGCUUUCCUGCUCCUCUCUGGCUGCUCUGCACUCCAGCAGCAACCCUUUCAUGUUCUCAGUUCUUUUUUUAACCAUAUGUUACGGUACAAUUAAUAGUUGGCGGGGCUUUUUUAACUCUUUGCCUGGGAGGGUGAAAGCUCCACCCAUUUCUCUCCAGCUCCUUGUUUUCGUUUUCUCAUGUCGUCCUCCUGAUGGAUUUAUUUCUCGAGACACAGCGCUCUCUCGCUCUGCUCUGUCUAUGCCUGACCUCCACGACAGUCUCUGUUGUUUGAAGAGCGUGGCAGAGAGAAUGUAGAAGCAGUUUACGCCAGCGCUGGGCUUCCAGCCAGGCCUGCAGACAGGUCUGAACCUUUAACACACAUGCAUGCGACUAACGGCAUGCUGUUUACAUUCUUUUUCUCCUAGAAAGACUCAAGUUUCCUGUCACCAUAAUCUGUUGUUGGAAGGACGUGGUGUUUAUCCAGAGUUUGGUUAACAUCAGACAUACCUAUGGGGGGAAGAGGCUUUAUGUCAUAAUGGGGACUUCUGGUGGCUAUAUUCAGCCCUCCUUCUCUCAGUAGCAACUAUGUAAGAUAAAAACCGAUGUUACUAAGACAGAAUGAAUGAAUCCCCAUCAUUCUGAAGCCACUAUUUUAUUGAGCUUGCUUGCCUCCAGUUAGAUUGGACUUUUCCAAGCUUGGACCGGGUCAUUUUGCUUUUAAGAGCAGCCAAACAGCUAGAGGCCUCUCUGUGUUGGUGAAGGUCAGGUUGGACAGGCAAAGGGAAGGAGAACGAAGGAGUUUAUCUUGGAAUUGUAAGGUUUCUACUCCAGAGGUAAAGCAAGACACUGGGAUUUGAUUCCUCUGAAUGGGCACAAUGACAGCAGAGCACUGACACCCGGUUUCCACCCCAUCACCCUCUCAUGUGUUUCCUUUACUUAUUUAUUGAUGGAAUUAUGUAUUUAUUUACUUGUACAUCCCAGUGUGAAUAUCUAUUUAUGUAUGAGUAUUUAUUUAUUUAUAUAUUUAUUUACUGAGGAGUCUUACGGAGAAGUGGGUCGUGUUGUUUUGGGCUGGCUUCAACCUUAAAAGGGAACAGUGUGAAAAAAGGGAUUUUGGAGCCAUUAUUAUUGUCUUCCCAUUCUCUCUGUGCUCAUAAUCCAACUUGGCCAUCUGUUGAACUGGCGGAAGUGUUCUGCAGAAUCGGCAGUAGUUUGCAGUGGCUGCUUGCUGUGGUACUCGUAUUUUCCUGGGUGGUCUCGUUGGUAACAGCCAAGUUGAGGGGAGGGUAAGAGAACGGGCACUUGCACGAGCAGGAGUGAGGAUGGCUGGUGUAAUACAGUGCAGCACUGUCUGCUGAAGCUGGCUUUUCUCACUUAGUUGUGCUUCAGCUGCCCCCCUGACUGUUGUCGCUUAUGGUGGGAUGUUUCUCAUAUUACUUUUGCUCAUCCAAGUUCUGGAUCUGUGUGUCAGGUGACGACAAGCUUCACAGUGCAGUGAUAUGACAACAGUUUCAGUAGAUAAAGUUGACCAGUGUCAUCAUCAUGUUAUAUCAGAGUUGUGAUAAAAUUGCACAGGUACACAUGCAAGUCUGUUGUGAAGUCCAUGUUUUAAAAUAAACGCUUUGCUCUUUUUGGACUAAUCCAUGACAUGUGGCUUUUGCCAGCAUUUUGGUCGACAGUCAAACCUGGACACUUGCCUGUUCAGCAGCAGAAGAGGUGCCUCGGUACACAGUGGCACUCUGACCCAUUUACUGAGGGUGAAAAGGCUUGGCUGAGGCUUGUUAAUUUGGGCUUAAAUCUAAGCACAUGCAGUGGAAAGGAUUUGUUUCUUUGUUUUUGACCCUUUGCUUUUUCCCCCAAUAGGAAUU